GUAGAGAACAAAAUUAUCAUUUGUUACACAAUUAAAUGUUUAAGAAUUAAAAUCAUUACUGCUUUGAUAUUUCAGUGGUUGCGUGAGGAUGACCCAAACUUAGCAAGUAUUAUUUCAUGUAUUUAGUUGUUGAAGUACAGUACACCUACGUUACUAAUAGCAUAAAUGUAUCACGUUUCCUUCUCUCUCUUUAUCAUUAAAACACACAUGAACACACUUUAACAGCUAUCAUUAAAACAGCACUGCUCUGUGAAUAAUUAUUGAAUGCUUAUAGUUCAUACAUUGUUUUAUAUCAUGCUGUGCACACUGUGAAAAGUGUUUGUUGUAUAGACCUUGACUGUUUUUCAGAUAUUUCAGCAUGUUGAUCAUGGUCACCAUUCUGUCCAACUGUGUGUUCAUGACCCUGAGUAAUCCUCCAGCCUGGAGUAAAACUGUGGAAUAUGUCUUUACUGGUAUAUACACCUUUGAAGCAACAGUCAAAGUUAUUUCCCGAGGCUUUUGCAUCGGACCUUUUACAUUCCUCCGUGACCCGUGGAACUGGCUGGAUUUCAUGGUCAUCAGCAUGGCGUACGUCACAGAAUUUGUAGAUCUUGGCAAUUUGUCAGCACUGAGGACGUUCCGUGUACUCCGAGCUCUCAAAACCAUCACUGUUAUUCCUGGUUUGAAAACCAUUGUUGGGGCUCUGAUCCAGUCGGUCAAGAAGAUGGUGAAUGUGAUGAUUCUGACCGUCUUUGCGCUGGCUGUUUUCGCUCUCAUUGGCCUGCAGCUGUUCAUGGGAAAUCUGCGUCAGAAGUGCAUUCGCUGGCCCAUCCCAAACGGCACCAGCAUCUUUGAUGACUACAAUUUUACCCUGAUCAAUGACACCACCCUGAACGGCACUGACACUUUCGAUUUCAAAGCCUACGUAGAAAAUGAAGAUAACCAAUACUUUCUUGAUGGAAGUUUAGACGCUUUAUUGUGUGGUAACAGCUCUGAUGCCGGGAAGUGUCCUGAAGAAUACACAUGUAUGAAGGCCGGCCGGAACCCAAACUAUGGUUACACCAGCUACGACAACUUCGGCUGGGCCUUUCUUGCCCUCUUCAGACUCAUGACUCAAGAUUACUGGGAGAAUCUCUUCCAGCUGACCCUUCGGGCUGCUGGGAAGACCUACAUGAUCUUCUUUGUGGUGGUCAUCUUCUUGGGCUCGUUCUACCUCAUCAAUCUGAUCUUAGCCGUGGUUGCCAUGGCGUACGAUGAGCAGAAUGAGGCCACCCUGACCGAGGCCCGUGAAAAAGAAGAGGAGUUUCAGAGAUUGCUAGAGCAGCUCAGGAACCAAGAGCAAGAGACAGGCAGUAAACCGUCGUUGGCCAGCCAGACAACACAAAGUCUCCGGUCGAACAGAACAUGUUCCCUACACAGUCUCGGAGAUGAUGAUGUCAUCAAGGACUGUAAUGGCAGAAUAAUGCCUCUUCUCAUUGUCACCAGCGUUCACUCUGACCGAGAGAUCUUAGCUGAAGAGGACCACAAGUCUAUGAGCUCCAAACACAGCAUGCAGUAUCUGGACCAGCCCAAACUCUCCAAGAGAGCAGCCAGUGCCGUCAGCGUGUUCAGUGCCACUAUGGAGGAGUUGGAGGAGGCUCAGAGGCCUUGUCCACCCGGCUGGUAUAAGUUUGCGGACAUUUUCCUUAAAUGGGACUGCUUCGCUCCCUGGAUCGUCUUUAAGAAGUGGGUCCAUUUUGUAGUGAUGGACCCAUUUGUCGAUCUAGGUAUCACCAUCUGCAUUGUGCUCAACACACUUUUCAUGGCCAUGGAGCACUACCCCAUGAGUCCGGAUUUCGAACAUGUUCUUUCAGUGGGCAACUUGGUAUUUACCGGAAUCUUCACAGCAGAAAUGGUCUUCAAGCUUAUUGCCAUGGACCCUUACUACUAUUUCCAGGUGGGCUGGAACAUUUUUGACAGCAUCAUUGUCACACUCAGCCUGGUAGAGUUGGGACUGGCCGAUGUCCAGGGGCUGUCUGUUCUGCGGUCCUUUCGUUUGCUGCGUGUCUUCAAGCUGGCUAAAUCGUGGCCCACCCUUAACAUGCUGAUCAAGAUCAUUGGUAACUCAGUUGGUGCUCUGGGGAACCUGACCCUUGUCCUGGCCAUUGUCGUCUUCAUUUUUGCGGUGGUGGGCAUGCAGCUCUUUGGCAAGAGCUACAAGGAAUGCGUGUGUAAGAUCUCGCAGGACUGCGUAUUGCCCCGCUGGCAUAUGCACGACUUUUUUCACUCGUUCCUCAUCGUCUUUCGUAUCCUGUGUGGAGAGUGGAUCGAGACUAUGUGGGACUGCAUGGAGGUUGCUGGUGCAGGGAUGUGUUUGGUGGUCUUCAUGAUGGUCAUGGUCAUUGGUAACCUGGUGGUGCUGAAUCUUUUCCUGGCCCUGCUGCUCAGCUCCUUCAGUGGAGAUAACCUGUCUACAGGUGAUGAGGACGGCGAGAUGAACAACCUCCAGAUCGCCAUCGGCCGCAUCACCAGAGCCAUAGACUGGCUCAAAGCCUUUAUUGCCAGUAUGGUGCUGCGGAUGGUUGGGAAAAAAAACCCUGAUGUCAAAAAAGAGGUCGUGGAGACAGACACAGAACUGGACGCAUUAAAUCACCUGCAGAAGGAAACAGUGGCCGACAGUUUGACCAACUGUGUACAGCCUUCAGUCAUCACUGUGCCUAUAGCUCGCUGUGAGUCUGAUGUUGAGGAGGAGGAUUCAGAUGAAUCUUCCGAUGAAGAUGAGGGAAAAGUAGCUCUUAAUGAUGACGAUUCAUCAGUGUGCAGUACAGUGGACUACGUGCCUCCAGAACCCAAACCAGAACCAGAGGAAGAGGAGGAACCAGCACCUGAAGAUCCAGAGCCCUGUUUCACUGAAGGUUGUAUUAGACGAUGUCCGUUUUUGAAUGUGGACAUCACAGAAGGUCGGGGGAAGAGGUGGUGGAACCUUCGGAGAACGUGCUUCACCAUCGUUGAGCACGACUACUUUGAGACCUUCAUCGUCUUCAUGAUCCUCCUCAGUAGUGGAGCUCUGGCAUUUGAAGACAUCAACAUCGAGCGUCGUCAAGUCAUCAAGAUCAUCCUGGAGUAUGCUGAUAAAGUCUUCACGUACGUCUUCAUAGUGGAGAUGUUACUGAAGUGGGUGGCGUAUGGUUUUAAGACCUACUUCACCAAUGCAUGGUGCUGGCUAGACUUCCUCAUUGUAGAUGUGUCGGUUGUGAGCUUAGUUGCCAAUUUAUUGGGCUAUUCUGACUUGGGACCUAUCAAAUCUCUGCGUACACUCAGGGCGCUUCGGCCUCUUCGAGCCCUGUCAAGAUUCGAGGGAAUGAGGGUGGUGGUGAACGCGCUGGUGGGUGCCAUCCCCUCCAUCUUUAACGUUCUUCUGGUGUGUCUGAUAUUCUGGCUGAUCUUCAGCAUCAUGGGAGUCAAUCUGUUUGCUGGGAAGUUCUACCACUGCAUCAACAGCACUACGGAGGAACGGCUCUCCAUGGAUGUGGUGAACAACCACAGUGACUGCAUGGCUCUGAUGGAAACCGACGAGGUGCGCUGGGUCAAUGUGAAGGUCAACUAUGACAACGUUGGACUCGGCUACCUCUCUCUACUGGAAAUCGCCACAUUUAAAGGCUGGAUGGACAUCAUGUAUGCUGCAGUGGACUCUAGAGAGGUGGGGGAACAGCCGUCCUACGAGAUCAACCUCUACAUGUACCUGUAUUUUGUGAUUUUCAUCAUAUUUGGCUCGUUUUUCACACUCAACCUCUUCAUCGGCGUCAUCAUCGACAACUUCAAUCAGCAGAAGUCCAAGUUUGGAGGGAAGGACAUCUUCAUGACAGAGGAGCAGAAGAAAUACUACAAUGCCAUGAAGAAGCUGGGAUCCAAAAAACCUGUCAAACCCAUCCCUCGACCAACUAAUAGGAUUCAGGGCCUGGUGUUCGACCUGAUAUCACAGCAGUUCUUUGACAUCUUCAUUAUGGUCCUCAUCUGUCUCAAUAUGGUGACCAUGAUGGUGGAGACAGAUGACCAGACUCCUGAGAAAGAGGAGAUCCUCUACCUGAUCAACCUGGUCUUCAUCAUUGUCUUCUCUGGGGAAUGUGUGCUCAAGUUAUUUGCGCUCAGACAGUACUUUUUUACCAUUGGUUGGAACGUCUUUGAUUUCGUCGUGGUCAUUCUAUCUAUUGCAGGUCUAAUGUUAGCAGACAUCAUCGAGAAGUAUUUUGUGUCUCCCACCCUAUUCCGCGUCAUUCGACUCGCUCGGAUCGGCCGGGUGCUGCGUCUCAUCAGAGGAGCGAAAGGCAUUAGGACUCUGUUGUUUGCCUUGAUGAUGUCACUUCCUGCCCUGUUCAACAUCGGACUGCUUCUGUUCCUCAUCAUGUUCAUCUUCUCCAUCUUCGGGAUGUCUAACUUCGCCUAUGUGAAAAAGCAGGCAGGCAUCGACGACCUCUUCAACUUCGAAACAUUUGGCGGCAGCAUCAUCUGUCUGUUUGAGAUCACGACCUCAGCGGGCUGGGAUGGCCUUCUGCUGCCCAUCCUGAACAGCGGCCCUCCGGACUGCGACCCUGACAUAGAGAACCCUGGGACCAGCUUCAGGGGCAACUGUGGCAAUCCCCCCAUGGGCAUCAUGUUUUUCUGCAGUUACAUCAUCAUGACCUUCCUGGUAGUGGUCAACAUGUAUAUCGCUAUUAUUCUGGAGAACUUUAACGUCGCUCAGGAGGAGAGCGGAGACCCGCUGUGCGAGGAGGACUUUGAUAUGUUUGACGAGACGUGGAAGAAAUUUGACGUCGAAGGCACGCUGUUUAUUGAAUACGACCGCUUAUUUGACUUUGUCGACACAUUGCAGGAUCCACUGCGCGUGGCCAAACCCAACCGCUUCAGACUGAUCGCCAUGGAUCUGCCCAUCGUAAUGGGCGACAAAAUACACUGUCUGGAUGUUCUCUUAGCAGUAACUCGAGAGGUUCUGGGUGACUCCAUUGAGAUGGCUGCUAUGGAAGAGAGCAUGGCAGCAAAGUUCCUUGCGAGCAAUGCUUCUUUCGAGCCCAUCGUCACCACCGUCAGGAGGAAAGAGGAGGAGCGGGCGGUUAUCGUCAUUCAGCGAACGUACCGCAGACAUCUACUUAAACGUGCUGUCCGUCACGCCUGCUCCAUGCGGCGUUCCAAGAGCAAAGCUAAGAGUCAGGGGGACGAGGACCUGGUUGCGAGGAAAAUGGAUGCCUUCUAUGGCAGCAACCCGGAACUCGCCAUGGCCCUUGAGCUGCAGAUAAGACCAAUGCCAACUAACGCACAGCCACCCGAACCAACGGCGGUCGCACAGCACAGAGUGUCAGUGACUUACCCUCGACCGCAAGGACAGCUCAUAGUGCCGGUGGAGCUCACAGGCGAGGUGAUCCUCCUCUCCGCACCCAGCACGGUUCAUGAGCUCUCCAGUUCAGAGAAGGCAGCCAUCAAAGAGUCAGUGGUGUAAGCGGUGGGCCUGUGAUAAUCCACCCGAACCCAGACUAACAGGACAGCACUGGAAUGCUAGAUUUUUGGGAGUAACUUUUUUUUAUUGAAACUUUUUAAAGUCGGGACUUUUCUUCUUAAUUUUUCCUAAUUCGAAAAAUCUGGAAGAAUCGCUGGGAUUUCAGUCAAGUUCUUCUGCUCUUGUAAAUUGUGUACGCUGUUGUGUACACUUUUUUAUUAAAAAAACGGCCUGUUUUUGUGGGAAUUUGUAACUAUUUUACAAGUUGGCUUUUUUGUAUGAAUUUGUAUUUGGUGAAUUGUACAAAACAUUUUUUUUUUAAAUCAACAGUCAUUGGCACGAAAGCAGAUUGUGCAAGAACUUGUAAAUUUAUAUCAAAUUUAAGUGAAUAAACACUGUUGGGUGUAACUUGUUACUAAGUAACUUUAAGUAACUUAAGUAACCCUUGAAAAAGGAAAGUAAGGGAUUACUCUUAUUUUAUCUGUAAUUUAACUACAUUUACUAUGAUUUAACAUAUGCAGGGUUUUUCCCACCAUAGAGAAAUUGGAGGUGGCCGCCUCCGUCAAAUCGUGCCGCCUUAGACUCUAGCCAAAAUCAUGUCGGUUGUCUUCACAAAAACGUGCAUUUAACAGACCCAGCAAUCUUGUUUUCAUUCAUGUGACAUUGAAACAUGCUUUUGCAACUUGUCUUUUUAGCUUCCUGUGACUAAUCCUAAAACUGUCUACAGUAUCUAGUAUUACUCAAAUAAUUUCACAGUUAACAGCGUCCUUACACAUUUAACAAGGCCUGGCUGUCCUGUGUACUAUUCAUAAUAUCAGUUCACAUGGUAACAGAAAGUUGGAGACGGUAAAUGAGAUCCGCUGCAGUCAUGCAGAGCACAAUUUGGGUAAAACGUGGAGGAACAGCUAUAAUCCUCGUGGAUUUUACUCGUUCUGCAAUGACUAAACGUCUCCUGCUGACACGUUCAUGUCAAUGCAUAGAAACACUUCCUCUUAACGCCCUGCUAGUCACAACUGAAAAUUCAACCUGAUCGCACGGAAAAUGUAUACGACGUGAAUGUACAAUUAUUGGAUACAAAACAGCAUAAAGGUCCUUAAAACUAGCCAUUACUGGGGUGAGAGCAGAUCAUUUGAAACUGCACUAAUGAGAUUGGGUUCAUCUAUAAUUUGCUAAAAUGUAAAAUAGUUACAAAUUGUCAUGAGAUUGUGUUUGAAUUUCUCCUGUGAUCAUUCAACUGAUGUGCGGAGGGUUCAUCACUCCUGCAAUUCAUUUGGUUUUCCAAAAAUAUUUAAUCCAGAUUAUUUUUGGUAAACAUAAAUAACACUUUGGUCUUAAACCACUUGUCAGUACAGAGGUCUUGUUAGCGGCACCAUUUUGUCACACUCCACUGAUGAAUAUAUAUUGUGUAAAAGUUGCAACAUCAAGUGUUACAUUAGAUUUUUGUUUUCUGUGGAAAUUUAUGGUUAAUGUUGACAUGAAAUAGUUGUUUAAAGAGCCCUUUUUUUUUCAUCUGAAUUUCAUGUAUGUUUUGUUUAUCAUCACCUCAUGUUGUUGUUGCUAAGCACAUGCAGUGUUUACAACUUUGUAUUCCUUUCACCUGAUAUAUUCAUAUUUCAUAUUAAAACGCCAUUUCAAGACAUUUUCAUGUUAUUUGUACCCUUGAUUUGACAUAAAUUUGUUAGUAUUAUAUGGCAUGUGUAUUUGUUGUUGUAUGUUUUAGGGAAAUUCAAUUCAUAAUUUCUUUUGAGCUGUAAAAGUUCUCAUGUCUUAAAGUGACUGCAAAUGUCUUAUUUCUAAGAAUAUGGAAUUUCUAAAUAAAGCACUUUUGGGUUUUAUAGUUCACCUCCUGUAUAGUUUUUAGAUCUGUCCAUAUGUUUUGCUUUCACAUUAAUGUUGAUUUUUUUCCCAAUGUUUACAUUUUUACCUGAAGAGAAGAUAAUAUUAUGUGUGCUGGUUUCUUUACUGCUCAUAUGUACAUUUUUCUGUAUGAUAGAUGUAUCUGAGUUUC
Messenger RNA from Triplophysa dalaica, 7454 nucleotides. Its product is annotated as sodium channel protein type 4 subunit alpha A. The record is from RefSeq and is a predicted model, not a curated record. Gene Ontology annotation, cellular component: axon; voltage-gated sodium channel complex; plasma membrane. Gene Ontology annotation, molecular function: protein binding; voltage-gated sodium channel activity. NCBI's taxonomy places the organism in Eukaryota, Metazoa, Chordata, Actinopteri, Cypriniformes, Nemacheilidae. Gene Ontology annotation, biological process: sodium ion transmembrane transport; membrane depolarization during action potential; neuronal action potential. The transcript is spliced from 23 exons. Bases 359 to 5449 code for a protein of 1696 amino acids.